Messenger RNA from Suillus fuscotomentosus, 465 nucleotides. RefSeq lists its product as uncharacterized. The record is from RefSeq and is a predicted model, not a curated record. NCBI's taxonomy places the organism in Eukaryota, Fungi, Basidiomycota, Agaricomycetes, Boletales, Suillaceae. The transcript is spliced from 3 exons. The coding region runs from base 1 to 465 and encodes 154 amino acids.
AUGUCUGAAUCGCUCUGCCUUAACUGCUUCACCUUGGGUGAUGAUCCUCGUCCUAAUAAUAUUUUCCCAGUCCACAUUGCGCAGACGCAGAAUGUUGGUGACCUCAAAGAGGUCAUCAAAGACAAGAAGAAGCCAGAAUUUGACCAUAUUGCCGCUCACCGUCUCGAGCUAUGGCAGGUCGACCUGCCUGUCGACGAGACGAUCAAGGACAAACUCAACAAUCUUACACUGGACCCAACGAAAUCCCUAUCACCUGUGGAUGAAAUCGUUGAGAUUUUUCCCGAUGCUCCUCCGUGCAAGUAUCUGCAUCUUAUUAUCCAAUGCCCGCCUGCCAUGUCUUCUGGACCACUCCACCUCAAAUGCUUUAUGAUGGGUGAUGAUCCUUGCCAUGUAUUUGAGAUCGAGAUUGCACCAACAGAAAGUGUCAGCGGCCUCCAAAAGGUUAUCAAGGGCGCGAAGAUGUGA